Lates calcarifer (barramundi perch) is the source of this 2788-nucleotide messenger RNA. RefSeq names its product BCL6B transcription repressor (gene bcl6b). Gene Ontology annotation, molecular function: protein binding; RNA polymerase II cis-regulatory region sequence-specific DNA binding; DNA-binding transcription factor activity, RNA polymerase II-specific. The record is from RefSeq and is a predicted model, not a curated record. NCBI's taxonomy places the organism in Eukaryota, Metazoa, Chordata, Actinopteri, Centropomidae. The transcript is spliced from 12 exons. Bases 262 to 1902 code for a protein of 546 amino acids. Gene Ontology annotation, cellular component: nucleus. Gene Ontology annotation, biological process: regulation of transcription by RNA polymerase II.
AGUUCCCUCCCUUCUGCCUCCCCUCACAGUGUCGGUCUGAGCCAGUGGAGGCUGAGGGUAAGCCCCUGCUCCACGUCUUUGGUUGCGGACUGAACACUGAGCCGAGGGGGGUUUGACAGCAGCGCAGUGAACGCUAGUUCUCGUCCCUGCUGGUCGGGGUACGAGUAGGGAGCUGGUCUCACCUAAUAGAUGUGUCUGGGACACUCCAGUCUAUUUAUUACUUUCUUACCAGUUACAGUCAGUUACACAUAGAUCAGCGUGAUGGAAGUAACGGGAGGAUACAGGGUGGACAGAGAGCAGGAGCUGAGGGCUGAGGGAUACGUGAAGGAGUUCACACGCCACUCCAACGACGUGCUGCUGAACCUGAACGAGCUCCGGCACCGCAACAUCCUGACCGACGCCACCCUGGUUGUCGGCAACGUGCACCUACGGGCGCACUGUGCCGUGCUUGUGGCCUGCAGUGGGUUCUUCUACUCGCUGUACUCCCGCCGUGUGCUGCUUCAGGGGCGUGGUGGUAGUGUUGGCAGCGGUGGUGGUGGGGAUCAGCUCAUGACCGUGUCUCUCCCAAACACCUUGGACCCGUCCAGCGUCUCCCUGCUGCUCGACUUCAUGUACACCUCCCGUCUCCCUCUGACACCCAGCACUGUCCCAGGGGUGCUCGCUGUCGCAACCUACCUGCAGAUGGACCACGUGGCAGAGACCUGCAGGGACUUCAUGCACCUGCACUGCAGGGAGAACAUGAGUGCAAGACACCUACGAUUGGAGCUGGACUCCGGUGUGUCUGUAGCCUCUGUAGCCCCCAAAGUAGGAGACCUGCCUCAUCCAGGACCAACGCCAGGAGCAACAAGGGUCCCUGCAGAGGGUGGGGGCUCUCAAAAGCAAGGGGCUUUCCCGUCCUGCCAGCCCAGGUCAAAGCAGCUGAAAGGAGAGCCUGAGUCGCCCCUCAUGAGCAGUCCGACCCCGUCUCCAGACAGCCCCGCCCGCUCCAGCUGCCAACCGAGCUCUCCAUCCGAGUCCAACACCUGCAACAAAAACCUUGUGAGUGAUACCAAAGCCACACCAGACCCAAAGGCCUGCAACUGGAAAAAAUACAAGUACAUUGUCCUCAACCCUCUCUGUGCUGCGACCACAGUGAAGGAAGAGGAGAUGGAGGAACCACAAAGUCAAGCAUCACCCAUCGUGGAGAGGAUGGGCUUGACGCCCAAAACCCCAGCAGAGGCGUGGUCUGGAGAAGUGCCUGGUCAGAUUGAUAGACAGGGGCAGGCCUCCUGCUACGAGGGUUCUGGCCGAGCCCCUCCCCUCGGGCCACCCCCCUCUGUGGAUUCCCCCACUCACAAGGAAAGAGCAGCUUCAACCUGCACCAUUUUCCCAAAACUGGACCCCACUGAUCCAGAAGCCGCCCAUCACAACCAACAUGCAAUCAAGCGUGAGAGCUACUAUGUGCCCUACUGUUAUUCUGGAAACCCUCAAGGAACCAAGGCUACCUGCUCAGGUGACAAGCCGUACCGCUGUAACGUGUGCGGCGCCCAGUUCAACCGACCGGCCAACCUGAAGACUCAUUCCCGCAUCCACUCGGGAGAGAAACCUUACCGCUGUGACACCUGUGGCGCAAGAUUUGUUCAGGUUGCCCACCUCAGGGCCCACGUCCUGAUCCACACAGGUGAGAAGCCCUACCCCUGCCACACCUGUGGCACCCGCUUCCGCCACCUGCAGACUCUGAAGAGUCACCUGCGCAUUCACACUGGAGAGAAGCCUUACACUUGUGAGAAGUGUGACCUACACUUCCGCCACAAGAGCCAGCUGCGUCUUCACCUGCGCCAGAAACACGGGGCCGUCACCAACACCAAGAUCCGCUACAAGGUCCUGACGGAGCCCUAUCAGCCUCUUCUGCAGGCCUGCUGAAGAGGAUGACCUGCCACUCAUUAAUCAUGACAAACAGAAUAACAUCUGAAUAAUAUCAAAAUUUGUUACAAAAUGUGAAAUUUGGUGAAUGAAUUAACUUGUGAUUUGCCUCUGAUUCAGUGAGGUUCAGCAACAUAAAACUGAAGGCACAUACUUUUUAAUUGGUUUGAUAACUAGGUUGAACUUCAUGUGUAAAGUUAAAAUGGAUUACGUCAACAUGUUGUUGGACAAGGUUUGGAGUUUGGAGAUAAUAUAAAACACUUCAGCAUUAUUCACAUGAAUCUUAGAGAUUAAUUAAGAAUCCUGGUUGGCUUUUCUGAGAUGGAGAUGAUGUUAAUAGAAGUGUUUUUGAAGGUUUGUGAAGGGAUAGAGAGAGGGGAACGAGAUACGGAAAGAAAGAUUUUGAUUUGAAGGUCGUGUGUACACUGAAUUUGAAAGAAUUGUGAGUAUGUGAGCUGUUUGAAAGAAAGAUAAAGCAAGUUCUAUGAAGGAGAAGGGGGUGAAUUUUGAAGUUUUUGGAGUAAAUAAACACUGGUUUGAAGCCUGGAGAAGCACUUAAUAAUUGUUAAGAUACUGAAGUUUUCUUCUUAAACAUGUAUUUAACUCAGAUUUAUCUUAACCUUGAGGCCUGGGGCCUGUGUGUUCUUAAUAUGCAGUGAUAUCUGCUUUUAUGGUCCAAGCAGGCAAAGGACUUAGCUGUCUUGUAGUGAAUAUAAAGUAUAACAAUUAAAUGAUAUAUUGUUUUCUGACAUGAGAAAUUGAAAUGAGACGACUGUAAGCAAUUGGAUAAUUAGAAGUAAUGUUAAAUUUGUAUGUGUUUGAGUUCAUUUGCUGGACAAAGGUGGUUUUUUACAAGUUAAAUUAAAUCAUUUUUAUAUCAAUUGGA